AUGUUUGACUCAGAAUCAGAAUCGGGAUUACAAAAACAAGAAUCACUUCAUUAUUUUUCUUCUACACCAACUCAACGUGGUCAUACUACUUGUGCUCUUGGUCAUAUAAUUGAUUAUACAAAACCAGAUAUAACUAUAUUAUGUGACAUAUGUAAAUGUUUUAUAAAUGUUAGUGAAUUAAAAAUGCAUACAAUUUAUCAUAAUGCAUUAAAAUUAUUUAAAUUCAAAGACGUUCCAAAUAAAAUAGAUAUCAUACUUAAACGACGAGAUUUACUUAUUCAACGUAUGCAGCGUUUAAAAAUAUCCGAACAAUCUUAUUUAAAAUAUGUUAAAACAAUUAAUGAUGCAUUUCAAAUUAUAAAACGAACUAUUGAACCUUAUUAUUAUGGAGAUAAUUCAUGUAUAUAUGAUAAUCGUGAAGCAUCCAAUGUACAAGGUAUAAGUUUUACACCACGUAAUCGAUUAUUUCUUAGUAUCGGUGUAUGUACUAGUCAAAAUAAACAAUACAAAACUGAUAUGGAAGAUACAAUGAGAUUUAUUGAUUGUUUCGGUGGCAAAGAAAAAUUUGCUUGUAUUGGUUUAUUCGAUGGUUACAAUGGAAAAGCAGCUAGUACAUUAUGUCGAGAACAUCUUCAUGAUGCAAUUCUUAUGGAAAUGUCAAAAUUAAUAAAUGAUAUGAAUAGUUCUGAAGCUGAACAAGCUCUUAUAAAUCGUCUUUAUACAAGUAUGAUUGAUCCAUCGAGUGAUCAUUGUAAUAUAAAAACUAUCAAUGAUGUAUAUCGUUUGGCUUAUUUAAAAAUGGAUCAUCUUUUAUCACGUGGUAUUCAUGAAACAUCAAGUGUUCGUUGGAGUGGUGCAUCAGCAUUUACAGCUGUUGUUGUAGCUAAUGAUAAUAUUGAAGAAUUAUUAAUUAAUUUAGAAGAUGAUAAUGAUGAAAAACAAGGUCAUCCUGUUCUUGGUCAUAUUCAUGUAGCUAAUUGUGGCAAUGUUGAAGCAUUAGGUAUUCGAGCUGGUGAAGUUUUUCUAAUGUCACAAAAACAUACAUUAAGUAAUAAACGUGAACGUGAAAGAAUAUUAGAAACAGGUAUUAAAAUAAGUGAUAAUGAUUUAAUCGCUGGUAUACAUGAAACAACACGUGGAUUAGGUAAUCAUGGUGAUAAAGAUGUAAAAAAAUGUGUUAUAAAUUCACCUUAUUUUUGGACAUAUGAAAUUGAUCCAUCAUUAGAAUGUAUUAUAUUAGCUACAGAAGGUCUCUGGCAAGUACUUCAAUAUGAUGUUGUUGCUGAUAUUGUUACACAAUGUUUACCAGCACAUCAUAUGCCAGCACCUAGUCGUAUGGACGCGGCACUUCGAUCUGUACUUGAAAGAUAUGGAAACUCAACACACACACCUUAUUUAACACAUGAUGAUGAUAUUAUAAUUAAUUGUAUGGAUGAAAUGUUAUAUUUAAUUGAAGAAGAAAAUGAUAAUGAUAAAAGUAAUUUAUUAUCUACAUGUAAUCGUGCAGUACAAUGUUCGGAAGAUGAAAUUCAUCAAGAAAUAUGGAAUUCUCUAUCAGCUCAAUAUCGUCUUCGUCUUGAAUUAGCACAAACAAUAGCUGAACGUCUUGUUUCAGCAGCACUUUUAGCACAAUCAAAAGCAAAUAUUAGUGUCGUAUGUCUUUUAUUACCCGGUGCAGCUGUUUAA
Rotaria sp. Silwood2 is the source of this 1686-nucleotide messenger RNA. NCBI's taxonomy places the organism in Eukaryota, Metazoa, Rotifera, Eurotatoria, Philodinida, Philodinidae. The record is from the annotation of a GenBank genome assembly.